UUACUGGAGAUUCUGCUGAAUUUAUUAAACGAUAUUCUUGUACCACUCAAAGACAAAAUUCACCAUCCGGUGGAUAUGGUCUUGGACCAUAUGAAUGAGCUCCACCAUAUGAUUAGCAAAUUAGAUUAUGCCAGGAAAUAUAUAUUAAAUAAGGUGAAUGUUCAGGAGGUUCAAAUUCGUGAGCUGCAUUCCAGACUAGUAGCUCUUCGGGACUUGGCACUAUCUGGAGAGGCCUCGGAUCAUGUUAGAUACAAAAAGGAUGGUAUAUCUGAAGAAUUCUAGGGAACUCCCUACCCAGAUGACCUGAGUAUUAUUAUUGCGGCGUUACGGGAUCUGAACUGCGCCCAAUCUCUCGAUGAACAUCAAGAAGAUAUAGAGGCUAAUACCCGUAUUCAUAGUCCUUCCUUAUUUUAAGGACGGAGGAAGCCUCCAUGAAGGAUUCCUUGAAUCUGCAAGGCUACAUUGUUUCAUAGAUGUACCUCGAGUCUCCCUUUCAGAAGAAAGGAAUAUUUUAGGGAUUUUUAGUGACCGACUGGAGGCAGCACCGUUUUAUGCUGCCUGCAACUAAUUUCAUAUAAUACAUAUGAAAACUUUUUCGUAUCGUUAAUCGUGAAGCAUUGUUGAAUAUUUUUGAUAAAUUAAAUCUUAAUCAAGUAUUGUGGAGUAAUGGAUAAAGAUAAAAAUGUUCAUUAUACGGAGCAAGAGCGAAUGCUCUUGGCGCAGCUGAUCUGGAAAGAAAAAGUUAUCGAAAAUAAGAAAACCGGUGCAACAGAUCUAAAAGAUAAGGCGGAUGCAUGGGAAAGAAUUACAAAAAAGUAUGAUAGCGAAGGUUGUAUGCCUCGCUCCACUAAGCAACUGAAGAAAUGCUGGGACAAUAUGAAGCAAAAGAAACGAAAAUUAACCACGACGAUUCGACACGAGCGGCUUAUGACAGGUGGAGGUCCUGCUGCAGUACAGCCAAAUGACCCAGUGAUGGAGUUCAUGGAUGCAACAAAUGAAAACUUAGAUGUGGAAAUUGAUUGUGCUUUUGACAGCACUGCAGUAUUUGAAAAAGAAUAUAACGUAAAAAUGGAUCAUCGUACAUCAUCUACAAAAAGAAAAUUCAUUAUUGACGAUAAAGAUGAGAAGGAAGAGGAAGAUAUCAAUGAUGAAGUUUAUAUAUAUGAUUAGAGCAUUCCUCAUUGUAGUAGCAUACCAUUAGGAAAAAGAACCAGCACUUCAAAUAUAAAAAACAUACAGGUAAUGUAAAAGCUUAUGAAUUAGGUUAAUAUUAAUUAUUAAUAUUAUUUAAUAUGAGUUAGAAUUCAUUGUCAUUUUAAUAAUAUUGUCAUUUUAAUAACAUUGCUGUAAAGAUAGAUCGUACAUUUACAAGGAGAAAAUUCAUCAUUGAAAAUAAAGAUGAGAAAGAAGAGGAAGAUAUCAAUGAUGAAGCUUAUAUAUGUGAUCAGAGCAUUCCUCAUCGUAGCAUACCAUUAGAAAAAAGAACCACUUCAAAUAUGAAAAACAUACAGAUAAUCAAAAAGCUUAUGAAUUAGGUUAAUAUUAAUUAUUAAUAUUACUUAAUAUGAAUUAGAAUUCUUUGUCAUUUUAAUAACAUUGCUGUAAUAAAACAAAUAUAAAAAAAAUAAUACUAAUAGUAAAGUAAUUGAUUUUCAGAACAUCCGUGAUGAAAAGGAUA
Molecule: messenger RNA, 1678 nt
Organism: Formica exsecta
Lineage: Eukaryota; Metazoa; Arthropoda; Insecta; Hymenoptera; Formicidae
Product: myb/SANT-like DNA-binding domain-containing protein 3
Exons: 4
Coding region: 667-1170 (167 amino acids)
Source: RefSeq, a predicted model, not a curated record